Molecule: messenger RNA, 2587 nt
Organism: Ceraceosorus guamensis
Lineage: Eukaryota; Fungi; Basidiomycota; Exobasidiomycetes; Ceraceosorales; Ceraceosoraceae
Exons: 6
Coding region: 239-2347 (702 amino acids)
Biological process (GO): circadian regulation of gene expression; entrainment of circadian clock by photoperiod
Cellular component (GO): nucleus; cytoplasm
Molecular function (GO): FAD binding; DNA binding
Source: RefSeq, a predicted model, not a curated record
CAGGAGCGCUUAACAGCAGCAACAGUCAAGAGACGAUGGUACGCGGUACAUGCUGAUCGAACGUUUGCAUGGAAUUUGAACGAACGAAGCCAUGAAUGCGCUCGCUCGCUCGACCGCUCAAGCCUUCAUCAAGAUGUCCUCGACAGCUUCGCUUUGAUCGAUGGUCUUGACCUUUACCUUCAAUCGAGCCCACUUGGACGAGUGCAAAUAUCGCAAGCUCAUCGGCCUUGCAUAGUUGAUGAUAGCGAGGUGCUUUGCAAGUCCGCUUGCUCGACUCGCUAAAAUACCACAUCCAGAACUCGCUGCCCAGCUUUUGAGCGCCCGAAUCGCAAGGCCUAGUCUUCCAGCGCACACGCUGCACACAUCGCCGACCGCGAUGGCUCCGAAACGAGCAGCUAGCAGACGCUCGGAGCAUCCUCCAUCGGAUGCGGAGGAGGAGGUGAUGGAUCCCAAGCUGGAGCCGGGAGGCGAAGAUGGCGGCAAAGGAGAUGAGCAAGAAGCCCCGCCUGCCAAACGCAGCAAGAAGGAGGCUGGUGGCGGCAAAGGUGGAGUCAAGAAGGAGGAAGGUAUGAAGAGGGUCACGCAGGUCAACAUUGCUUCGGAUGCAGAGCAUCGCUAUCACAGGACAGGCGUGCAUGAGGGCAUCAAGUGGGCCACCAACGAUCUCAAUCAGACAAAGGACAAGCACUCUUUGCCCGAAGAUGUGACGCCGCGCGAGACGCUGACUCGAGCGCUCAAGAAGCAAGGCAGCAGGCCGAAAGAUCAUGCGAAGGGCAACGUGGUGCAUUGGAUGGGAAUGAGGGAUCUGAGAAUCGAGGACAGCAGAGCUUUGGAAGCUGCGAGUCAACGAGCAAAGCAGAAUGACUUUGUCCUUCGAACACUCCGCAUCUUGCAAAAAGAGCUGGCAGAGCUCAACAUUCCGCUCGCAAUCGAAAGUACCGACGAUCGCAAAUCGAUAUCGCAGCGUGUGCUCCAAAAAUGCAAGGAGUGGCAGGCGUCGGAUCUGUUUGCCAACAUCGAGCACGAGGUGGACGAGCUGUGGCAGAAAUCGAGCGCUGUGUCGGGAGCGCACGAAUACGGCGUGCACGCUGAAUGCUUGGAAGACGUCUACGUCGUCCCGCCCGGCAGCGUCAAAACGAACGAUGGCAGGCCGUACGGCGUCUUUUCGCCCUGGAACAAAAAGUGGACGGAGCAUCUUCGGCAAAACCCUGAUCUGCUCGAGCCUUCGGAAAAGCCUUCCGAGAACGAUGCUAGUGCGCGCAAGGACGAAAAGUUGAGAAAGUUAUUCGAUGCAAAGGUGCCCAGCUCGGUCAAAGGAUUCGAGUGUGUGGAUCGGGAAUACAUGGAGAAGCUGUGGCCGGCGGGCACAGAGUCUGCGCGUCGAGUGCUGCAGCUCUUUCUGAACAGCAAAGGAGGAGAGGUGAAUCCGGAACCAGCAGCUGCAGAAGCCAAAGGCAAGCAAGUGGGAUCGCAGGACAAGGCGUCCAAGAUCGCGCAGUACGGAUCAGCACGCAACCUCAUGUCCGAGCACGGAACGUCUCGAUUAUCUCCCUACCUCUCGGCUGGACUCAUUUCUGCUCGCGAAUGCUUGCGAGCCCUCAAAGAGACCACGGGCGGCAAGUUGCAAGUGGGAAGAGAUUCUGGUCCGGCCAUGUGGGCCACCGAAAUCUCCUUCAGAGACUUUUACGGUCACGUCCUCAGCGCUUGGCCUAGAGUGUGCAUGAGCCGUGCGUACCUUCGAAAGUACGAGAAUGUCAAGUGGGAAUACAACGACGAGCAGUUUCAGGCUUGGAAAGAGGGCAAGACUGGAUAUCCGAUUGUAGACGCGGCAGUCAGACAAGGUGCUAAACAAGGAUAUAUGCACAAUCGUGGCAGAAUGAUCGUGGCGAUGUUUCUGACGAAGCAUCUCAUGUUGGAUUGGCGCAUGGGAGAGCAGUGGUUCAUGCGCUCCUUUAUUGAUGGAGAUCUAGCGAGCAAGUACGUUUGGCUUUUGUGCGAUUGGAAACGCUCCAGACACGUGGUUGACAGUGUCUCUCCGUGUUCAAAACAUUUCAAAAACUCAAGCAAUGGUGGUUGGCAGUGGAGCGCCUCGCUCGGCACCGAUCCCCAACCCUACUUUCGCAUCUUUGCUCCCACAUCCCAAUCGGAAAAGUCUGAUCCGGACGGCGAGUAUAUCAGGCAUUGGGUGCCCGAACUGAGAAACGUCAAGGGCAAGGCUAUUCAUGAACCUUUUACCAGGCUGGGCAAGGAAGAGUUCAAGAAGCUCGGAUAUCCUGAACCCAUCGUCGAGCACAAGUGGGCAAGGGAGCGUGCUCUACGCAGAUUCAAGGAUCCUGGAACGGAGUGAGGAUGACGAGUCGAUGCGCGUGUGACCGGCAUUGAAUGGUUGCGGUCCACGGCCAUUGUCUGGAGACGGAAAUGCGAUGCAAAGACGUUGGACGCGUUGUGGCAUGAUGACUCGAAGCAGAUGGACGUGUGUCUUGUGCAGUAUAGUCAUCGAGGAGCCCUGAGCACAUCUGAGGCGUAAGCGUCACGCGUGACGCGCGAAUACCACUCAGCAGCGUCAGCAUCAGCGUCAGCAUCAGCA